AUUUUACUUUCACUUUCACAGCCUCGACAGGCUAGGCUAUGAACCACAUAGUGUUUUACCAUAUCUCAUUUGAACUUACUUUUAUUUAUUAUCUAAAUAAACUAACUAACUAGCAAAUAUGUCCAAACUAACGCUCAUCAGAUUGUGCUUCUUGCUUUAUCUUGCGCGACCGGUGGUCUCCGGAGAUCUUUAUCAUAAAGUGGGAGGUGAGAUCGUGUUGAAGCCAGACAAGUCCACAGUGCCUGGCCCCAUCACAAGCAUCCUAUGGAAGCAUGGGAAGAACAAGGUGGCAGAGUGGGACAAGGAUUUUGGUGGUCUGGACAUCUAUAAUGUCUUCAAAGGCCGCACAACCCUGAACCAGGCUACUGGAGAGCUGAGAAUCAGUGGAUUGAAGAAAACAGACAGUGGAGUUUAUUCUGUGGAGUUCAACAGCAAACUGCUUGACAAGACAUAUAAACUAUCUGUUAUCAAGGCAGUCCCCAAACCCACAAUCACUUCUUCCUGUAACACCAACAAAACCACCUGCACUCUGACCUGUGAAGGCGACACCACUGAUGCUGAACCCGUCACCUACAACUGGAAAGUGGGAGAAGGGGCGUGGCUUGUCGGAGGAAAACAGCUGAUUGUCUCUAAGAACGACACUGGCAAAUCCACUAACAGUUACAAGUACUUCUGCAAGAUGAAGAACUCUGCUGGAGAAGGGGAAGUCAGUGAGCCAGUUGGAGAUGUGUUUGGCCAAGAGCCUUCCAAUAUCGGUGCUGUUGUUGCUUUGGUUGUCUUUACCAUAUUAGUACUUGUCGCCAUCGUCUUAACAGGUUGGUUGGUGUGGAAGAAAAAAAACGCUAAAGGCAGUGAUGUAGUCCAGCCAGCCCCAGACAAAGAUGUGUUGAUGGGGGACAAAGACAGCCAGUAAAGAAUCCAGUGUUUUAGGAUGCUGGUGGUCUUCCUGGUGGGGAACUGAGGACCACAAAAAUGGGGUUUGAAGGCUCUCAGUACAUGCCUCCAUGUCUGUUACAUUGAGACAAAUUACUAAGAAGAGAGAAACUGUUGGAGAUGUUUUCAAUGAACUAUAAAUUUAAAAUGGAAAAUAGGCAAACAUUGCAUUCAAUCAGUUGAAUCUAAAGUGUUGGAGUACAGAGGCAAAACAAUCAAAAAACGUAUCACAGUCCCAAUACUUUUGGAGCUCACUGUAUAAUGUGAUGAGUUGUGUGCUUUAUGAGUUUACAGUAGUUCAGAAAUAUGAAGGCAAUAUUUGUAUCAGAACAUUUUGAUAAUGGACAAAAACAAGAGAUUAUCUUAUACUUUGAUGUAAAUAGCUUUGGAUUCUUACACUUUCUCAUUAUUCAUGACUCGUCUUUACAAAUCAAAAUCAAUUUGUGCAUAUUGUUUUUGUUGUUUGAAGCCAUAGUAUUAAUCACUUUGUGGUUGUAUGAUUCCUUUUCAGGUAUUUCCUCCAGAGAACUUUAUGCCAACCCACUGCACUUUCUGUUUUUAAUCGCAUCUUGUGAAUUUCUUAUAAUUUCAUAAUUUCAUAAUUCUUCAAGCCCUCACUUGACUUAAGUCAAGGUAUUUGUACAGGUUGUUAUUGUUUUAGUUAUUUUUCUCAGAGUAAUUUAUGCCAACCCCCACAAUAGGCAAAGUCUAGUGUAGGGAGAGAGUGUUGGUUGAGAGGAACCAGGCCUGAGCUCAUCCUCAUCUGCCUUGUAAAGAAAGAGAGCUUUAAAAAAAAAAAAAAAAAACUUGAUUGGUGAAAGCAUUUCAGAGGAAGGUCAAUUUAGGUCUGGGUUCAGCCAUCACCAACAUACUGUACAUAUCCCUAUCUGAACCCUUCAGAUCUGUGAAUACUGAGCUAGGGAAAGAGACUAGUUGACACUAGACUUAGAGAUCAGUCUCUUUGCAUGCACUGGAUGACUUCUCAGCCACGUUCACUAAACGGAUCACACCACAGGACUGACGAUUCCUAAAUCAAGUGUCAACUCCUUCCUUCCGAGACAUGCUGCUGUGCAAAACAAAUGCACUUCAAAGCGCAGUGUGACAUCAUCUAUCUGCAACGAUUGAAUUCCGACCUGUAUAUACUGCCAAUUCAAUGUGAAUUUGAGGUGUUUGAUAUUAAUAUUUUUUCAAUAAAUUGAUGAGUUCUA
This is a messenger RNA of Coregonus clupeaformis (lake whitefish), 2141 nucleotides long. RefSeq lists its product as uncharacterized. The record is from RefSeq and is a predicted model, not a curated record. The transcript is spliced from 8 exons. NCBI's taxonomy places the organism in Eukaryota, Metazoa, Chordata, Actinopteri, Salmoniformes, Salmonidae. The coding region runs from base 119 to 913 and encodes 264 amino acids.